UCCUGUGUCUUGCGCCCGCCGCUGCCGCCGGCCACCAUGGUAUUCUUAGGCAUAUACCGCGCCAUUUACGACUAUGCGCCCCAAGGAGAUAAUGAGCUUGCUCUGGCAGAGGGUGACCUGCUGAUGGUCCUGGAGAAGUCCACCGAGGAUGACUGGUGGAAGGCGAAAAAGAAGGGCGGAGACAGCGAUGAGGAUGAGCCAGAAGGCUUGAUCCCCAAUAAUUACGUAGAGGAGGCUGCACCUGUAUGCAAUGCCAAAGCCCUCUACGAUUACACCCGCCAAACCGACGAGGAGCUAUCCUUUAAAGAGGAUGCCAUCCUGGACGUUUACGACCUUUCCGACCCAGACUGGACUUUGGUCGGCGUCGAUAGCGACUACGGCUUUGCUCCAGCGAAUUACAUCGAUGUACAAGAGGGUGCAGCUCAGCCUGCUUCGUUGGCCUCUCCACCGCUCCCCACCCGGCCUCAGCUUCCCACUGUGACCGCACCGGACUCGGAUGACGAGCAGCAGCCUCCUACACCAGAUAGCCCUGCACCGCCAGUGCAACCGAGCCCGGCUGCCGCUCUCGCCGGCAUCAUACAGAAGAAAUCAGAACAAUCUUCUCUCCCGCGCUCCACAAUCUCACCUCCACCGGCCAUCAAACCACCCACCCAGAAACGAGUCCAGUUCACACCCGAAGAAUCCGACGAGGAGAUUCCGCCUCCUCGUCUUCCCCAGCGUCCGCAAUCAGAGGCUUUCUCGCCCCCACCCACUCGAGUCCAGUUCGCUUCACCUCCGCGCUCUCCCGAAUCCCCUCCUGCUCGCUCGCCUCGAGUUCGCAACGUCACCUUCAACGACUACGAUGCUGGUGACAAUGGUCCUUCUACUCCCCUCUCCGGCUCCGGCUAUCAUCUAUAUAACAUUUAUGAGUACAUCACCCAACCAGGCAAGAACAAGAAAAUGCCCAUUACACUGGGGAUCAAUAUUGCCAAGGGUAUGGUUAUGAUCGCACCCGAAAAAUCACGAGACGGCCCACAACAGGAAUGGAGCGCGGAAAAAAUCGAGUAUCAUUCUCAAGAGGGAAAACACGUGUUCAUGGAGCUAAAGCAGCCCAGCAAAAGCGUCGACUUCCACUGCGGGGCCAAGGAUACUGCUUCAGAAAUUGUCCAGGCUCUAGGAGAAUUGUCUGGUGCUGCAAAGGGGGUUGGGCUUCGUGAAGUGUUGGCUGCAGGAUCAGGGCAAUCCAAUGUGCAAAAGAGAGGAGUCAUGUUAUUUGACUUUGGAGCUCAAGGGGAUGACGAGGUCACGGUGGGCCUUGGCGAUGAGAUUUUGGUAUUGGACGAUUCUGCCAGCGACGAGUGGUGGAAAGUGCGGAGGCUGAAGAAUGGCAAGGAGGGAGUGGUGCCAGCUAACUAUGUCGAGAUCACAGAAUCCGUUCCCAUAUCCGCACCUGCCGCUAGACUUGCGCGCUCUGGAACAAACGCUGGGCGUUCUGUGGUGGAGCAGAACAGACGCGAGGAAGAGGAACUGGCCCGUCAAGCAUCAAGAAGGAAACGGGAUAGUGACCUCAGAAGUGAUCAGAGAAGCAAACGCGAUAGUUCAUCCAGAGACGCCAAAUCUUCUGCAAAGCCAAACACCUCUAAAAUUCGAACAUGGACCGACAGAUCGGGUUCGUUCAAGGUCGAAGCCGAGUUCCUAACCGUAAAGGACGGUAAGAUCCAUCUACACAAGGUGAACGGAGUCAAGAUUGCAGUGCCUGUGCCGAAGAUGUCCGUUGAGGAUCUGGAAUAUGUCGAGCGAGCGGCUGGAAUAUCUCUGGAUGACGACAAGCCACUUUCCGAUAUCAAGCGUAGAAACACGCAACGAGCCAACGAGAGGUCGUCUCGUCCAACUUCGGGUAUCACAGUCGAACAAAAGCCCUCAUACGAUUGGUUUGACUUUUUCCUCCAAUGCGGCGUAAACCCUCAGAUCUGCGAACGAUAUGCCCAGACUUUUGCCAAAGAUCAAAUGGGCGAGGAAAACUUACCAGAUAUAUCUGAAAAGCUGCUUCGAACAUUAGGCAUCAAAGAAGGUGACAUUUUACGCAUCAUGAAGCAUCUGGACAGCAAAUACGGACGCACAGGCGACAAACAGAACGGGGAUGAAAGCGGGGGUCUGUUUUCCGGUCCUGGUGGCACACUCAGAAACAAUACCCGAAAAGGUCGUCCUGCGCCACCACUCCAGACCAACGACAUCGUCGAUCCGAAGGCUUUCGAGCAGAAGACGGAUGACACUGUCAAAAAGCCCGUAGAAUCAAGCCCAGCUGCUGCGGUGAAUCCUCCAGCUUCUGCAUCCGAAAAGAAAGCAAAUGGAUUUGAGGACAACGCGUGGGAUGUGAAGCCAUCCAGGACUACUGCCUCGCCGGCUCCACCCGCGCCAGCAGAAGCGCCUGCAGCAUCAACUCCAGCACCAGCUCCUGCUGCCCCGCCACCUGCUCUCACAGGCUCCUUGGGCGAACUAUCUCUACUCGAUAUGCCAGCACUCAAGCCCGAGGUCCCGACCCCAGCGGCACCGCCCGCUCAAGCGCCAGCAUCGGUUCCGGAAUCUACCCAGGCCACCCAACCCCAAGGCGCGAAUCAAUCGCUUUUCGAUCAGGUGGCAGCAGUCAAGGCCAUGCAGCCUCAGCAACUUGCUCCACCAAGAACACGUCCGGCGGCACCACAGCAAAGCGGGGGCCAAGGAGGUCUCAUUGCACCCCCGCCUCAGCGAGCUUCAUCGGCGCCUCAAAAUCAGCAAAGCGCAUUCGCUCCCCCUCCAGCUCUGCAACCUCAGCUGACUGGAUAUAACCCGAAUAUGCACACUCAAAUUGCGCCCCCAGGCCAGAGCUUACAAGAUCUGAACGCUCAACGUAUGCAGCAACAGAUGACGGGAUUUCCAGGACAGCAGUCUCAAUUUGCCAUGCAACAGCAGAACGGACUGAUGCCACAACCAACCGGGUUCAAUGGAAUGCAAAUGGCAGCUCAGCCAACGGGAUAUCAGCCUAUGAUUCAGCAACAGCCAACGGGAUUCCAACCAAAUUUCCAGUCAGGGUUCCAGCCAGGGUUUGGCCAAGCUCCCAUGCCACCGCUGCCAGUGCAGCCCACUGGUUUCCAAAGCUUCUCGCCUGCGCCAUUGAAUCCCCAGGCUACCGGGAUCAACCAGUUCUUACCACCUGCUAUACAACCUCAGCCCACGGGGUUCGGACAGGGUCCCAGCCCACCUCCGAUCCCCCCGAUGCCUUCGAUGCCCACUGCACCAGCACUGGUUCCCCAGAAGACGGGCCCAGCACCACCGGUCCGAUUCGGAGUGCAGCCCGCCAAGAAGCUCGUACCUCAACCGACGGGGAGGGCCAACCUGGCCAAAGCUACCCCCGAGAAUCCAUUUGGAUUCUAAGUUUUGGGGCGGCAAUGACGACGAAAUCUCGCCGGUUCCAUACGGCUCUAGGCCUCGAGAUGGUGGAACUGUGAAUAGAACAGCAGAAGGCUACUUGGACCAGUGGAUAUUGGUAAGCUUAGUAGCCUGGGAUUCAGCCACAUGCCCUGUCGUCAUUGAUGCCAUGUUUUUUCUUUCCCUUCCUCUUAAUUCUUUUCGUUGUCCUGAUGC
This is a messenger RNA of Periconia digitata, 3600 nucleotides long. The record is from the annotation of a GenBank genome assembly. Lineage: Eukaryota; Fungi; Ascomycota; Dothideomycetes; Pleosporales; Periconiaceae.